Messenger RNA from Myzus persicae (green peach aphid), 1319 nucleotides. Its product is annotated as metaxin-1. Gene Ontology annotation, biological process: mitochondrion organization. Gene Ontology annotation, cellular component: SAM complex. The record is from RefSeq and is a predicted model, not a curated record. Lineage: Eukaryota; Metazoa; Arthropoda; Insecta; Hemiptera; Aphididae. The coding region runs from base 299 to 1228 and encodes 309 amino acids. The transcript is spliced from 6 exons.
ACAAUCAGCGAUAUCAUUAUAUCCUGUAUAUCUAUAAUUAUUAAUAAUCGUGAAUCGUGAUGUAUGAACUAUGAAUUAUAAAAAUAUAAACUAAUGAACUUGCUGAAUACUGGAUAGUGGAUAUUGAUUAAUCGUACUAGAAUAGUAAAAAUAUUUUUUAAACGAUAACUUAUUAAGUACUAACGAAUUUGUGAAAUUAUUGAUUGUUCCGUAGCAGUAGUUUAGUAGUUGCGUUACCGUGGAAUAAAUUUCGACGGAGUUAUAACUCAUUUCCUGAAGCUGACAUUCAAAACCAAUCAUGUUUAAACCUCACCUGUUGGAAGUAGAAAGUUGGAAAGGCGAUUGGGGUUUGCCGUCAAUUGAUUAUAAAUGCCUCGAAGUUUUGGCUUUUGCAAGGUUUACAAAUGCGCCAAUUAAUAUUUACCAUUCGAACAAUCCAUACAAGUCCGUUACUGGACACUUGCCUGUUGUAAGUUAUAAUAAGCGGUUAUUAAUGGAUCGUGAUAGUCUAAUCGAUUGUCUUGAAAAGCAGAAUCUCACCCCAGAUUUUGGCUUAAGUAGUCUUCAAUUGGCUGAGGAACAUGCAGCUAUUAGUAUGAUUGAUGCUCAACUUGAACCAGCAUUAUUGUUCGCUUGGUGGAUGGAUGAAAGUAAUUGCCUUAAUUUUACUAAGCCAUGGUAUAGGAAUGCUUUAAAAUUUCCAUUUAAUUGGUACUAUCCAAAUGCAUAUGAGAGGGAAGCCAAGCACAAAAUCUAUACAUUGUACAAUCACCUAGAUUCUGACAAUGACAUAAUGACAGAGAUUUACGCUGAGGCCAUUAAGUGUAUGAAUGGUUUGGAAAGUCGUUUGGGCAACAAUUUCUAUUUCUUUGGGUCACAUCCUACAUUAUUAGAUGCCGUUGCUUACAGCUAUCUAGGGCCACUAUUAAAAGCACCUCUAUCUGAAAACAAAUUGCAAUCACAUUUGAAGACAUGUAAAAACUUGUGCAUUUGGAUAGACAGGAUAACGAGAGAAUACUUUAAAAUAGACUGGCAAGCGCACAAAUGCAACGAAAAGAAGAAACUUGAAGAGACUAAGCAGCAAAUGAAUGUCAUACCUUGGUAUAAGAAAGACGAGACAAAAAAUGUUUUAAUUGGAAUAGUCACAGUCAUUACAAUGGUUGUAUAUUCAUUUAAAAUUGGUCUCAUAAGUGUAAGCGAUACAAGUGAUGAGGAAGAUGAAGAUUGAUUAAUCGUAAAGUUUUUUAAUUAGUCAUUUUUUUAAUAUUAUUUUUUAUGUUCCUGAAUUUAUUAGACAUUAAAUAAAUGGAUCAAACUUA